AUAUAUAUCCACUACUCUAGUCCAAUAGUUUGAUUUCAGUUUUAAGAUAUAAAUUGCUUGUCAAGACUAAUAAUAAUCUUCUCUAGUUCAGCAGCCUUGUUGUUUGUUGUUGUUGUGUCCUUUUACAAGUUUAUCUAUCUUUUCAUGUUUCGGAAUUUAAUUUCUUUUUACUAGCAGCAGCAGGAAUUGAGUUUUAUUUUCCUUUCUUUUUUUUCUAAUUUGAUUUGCUUCGAUUCAGCUCCGUUAGCUUCUUCCAUUUCUCCGACCAAACGAGUGAAUAGAUUCGUUCUAGCAUAGCACGAUUUUUUUCUUGUUCAUAUAUCACCUUAGUACUGAAUACUAAAUUGUGAUUUGUGGUUAAGAUCGGUUUGUCUCUUCUUCUUCAUGGAGUGUUCAUGUUGAAUUUUGGUGGAAUCUGGCUGGAAGAAGGCAAUGAAAUUGUUAAGAUUUGCUGGUCUAGUUUUCGUUUUUAUCACAAUCUUCCAAUUUGUCAACAUUCGUUUUUACAAUGGUGCUAUCUUCUCUCUACCUUCUUCUCAAGAUAAGUUUCUCGUAUCAUCAUCAAUUAAUGGAAGCACAGAAGAACACCCCAUCAGGCCAUCCAGUGCUGCUGACUUAUUGUAUUCUACUAGUUCUUCAAGAUCCGCUCAACGGGAAAUAACAAGUUCAGAUGUACUUGUUGGGGAAAGAGCUGGUCCAGAGGAAGACCAUGUACUUCUUGGCUCUGAUAAUAAUGACACUAAUCAAAUCCAUGAGAGUUUGGCAGAGGAUGAUGCUAAAGAUAAGGAAACUCUUGAUGAUUUGUUACCAGGAACUAGGAGCAGCAGCUCAGACGAGAAGAUAGUUGAAGAUACUGACGUUGCUUAUGAGAAUACUAGGAAAGUUGAGAUUUUGGAGAGCAAGUCCGAUCCUUUAGUUGAUAAUCUUUCCUCAGAUGUUAAAAGUUUUAUGAAAGUAUCAAAUUCUGGGGUGGUUUCUAUCACUGAGAUGAUGAAUUUAUUGCAUCAAAGCCACACUUCUCAUGCCUCCCUGAGAUUAAAACCGUCUUCCCCUGUUGAUCAAGAACUGUUGUAUGCAAGAACUCAAAUUGAGAACCCACCUUUGAUAGAGAACGACCCUUUACUGCAUGCUCCUCUGUAUUGGAAUCUUUCCAUGUUCAAAAGGAGCUAUGAGCUAAUGGAGAAAAAGCUAAAAGUAUAUGUCUACAGGGAAGGCAAAAGACCCGUACUACAUAAGCCGGUGCUGAAAGGCAUAUAUGCUUCUGAAGGAUGGUUUAUGAAACAGCUCAAGUCCAGCAAAACAUAUGUCACAAAGAACCCCCGGAAAGCUCACCUAUUUUAUCUUCCUUUCAGCUCCAAAAUGUUGGAAGAAACUCUCUAUGUCCCUGGUUCUCACAGUGAUAAGAAUCUCAUUGAGUUUUUGAAGAACUACUUGGAUAUGAUUUCCUCCAAAUAUAAUUUCUGGAACAAAACUGGAGGAUCUGAUCAUUUUCUUGUUGCUUGUCAUGACUGGGCUCCUUCUGAGACGAGGCAGUACAUGGCCAAGUGCAUCAGAGCACUAUGCAAUUCUGAUGUUUCAGAAGGUUUUGUGCUUGGUAAAGAUGUAGCUCUUCCUGAGACAACUAUUCUUGUUCCUAGGAGACCACUUGGAGCUCUUGGAGGCAAACCUGUUUCACAGAGGCAAAUACUUGCCUUCUUUGCAGGCGGAAUGCACGGUUACCUUAGACCUCUCCUAUUACAAAGCUGGGGAGGUAACAGAGAUCCAGACAUGAAAAUAUUUAGUGAGAUACCUAAAUCUAAAGGUAAAAAGAGUUACAUGGAGUACAUGAAGAGCACAAAGUAUUGCAUCUGUCCAAAAGGGCAUGAAGUCAAUAGCCCUCGGGUCGUGGAAGCAUUGUUCUAUGAGUGUGUCCCGGUUAUUAUAUCCGAUAACUUCGUGCCUCCCUUCUUCGAAGUUCUAAAUUGGGAGUCUUUUGCGGUAUUUGUGUUGGAGAAAGAUAUUCCUGAUUUGAAGAACAUAUUACUGUCCAUAACUGAGGAAAGGUAUAGAGAGAUGCAUAAAAGGGUCAAGAUGGUGCAGAAGCAUUUCCUUUGGCAUUCUAAACCUGAGAGAUUUGACAUAUUUCAUAUGAUACUUAAUUCCAUUUGGUACAACAGAGUUUUUCAAAGCUGAAACCACAGAGUAGGUUUGGGACUGCAGAUUCAAAGUAAUUAACAGAGAUUCAUUCGUUAAUAUAGCAAAAGGGGGGUUGC
Camelina sativa (false flax) is the source of this 2252-nucleotide messenger RNA. The record is from RefSeq and is a predicted model, not a curated record. NCBI's taxonomy places the organism in Eukaryota, Viridiplantae, Streptophyta, Magnoliopsida, Brassicales, Brassicaceae.